AUGAGUGGCCAUUAUUCUGGACGGUCUGCCAGUGCAUCGCCAGUUCCUCCUCAACGGAAUCGCCGGUUCCUAACGGGUGUCUCGUGUGAUAACGCCAUAUAUGGCUGCUCUGCGCGACUGUCAUCACCGGAGGAGCGGAUUAUCCACAAAGACUUGUGUGACUUUGAGCCCAAUUCGUGCGUCAAAUGUAUUGAGUGCCACAAAGAGAUGAAGAGAUCGCAACUCAGACGUCAUAAUUGUAUCGAAGAGUUGAGAGCCGCUGUCGAAGAGCUCAAAGAUAUUAUCACCGCUUUGGAGGCAAAAGUGAAUCAACAGUCGAUUCACUUGAAUGAAGCCAAACAGAUAUUGGAUGCGUCGCCGCAUCAGAUCCUAACCCACAGACAGCUUAAGGAGAAGUGGAUUGAGAGCUACGAUAGAGAUAAUGACCCCAAACGAGAGGUGGUCUUUGAAUCAGAACCAGACCUCACUUUUAAAGAAGUGAGACAUUUGUCAGGUCUGAGUGAUACACAAGUGUUACCAGAAGUGAAUGCUUACAAGCGGUACGACAAACAGAUGGCCACAGAUGUGGACGACUUUGGGAUAUUUUGA
Messenger RNA from Oppiella nova, 588 nucleotides. The record is from the annotation of a GenBank genome assembly. NCBI's taxonomy places the organism in Eukaryota, Metazoa, Arthropoda, Arachnida, Sarcoptiformes, Oppiidae.